This is a messenger RNA of Neohortaea acidophila, 2248 nucleotides long. RefSeq lists its product as uncharacterized. Gene Ontology annotation, biological process: DNA-templated transcription; regulation of DNA-templated transcription. The coding region runs from base 39 to 2003 and encodes 654 amino acids. Gene Ontology annotation, cellular component: nucleus. The record is from RefSeq and is a predicted model, not a curated record. The transcript is spliced from 5 exons. Lineage: Eukaryota; Fungi; Ascomycota; Dothideomycetes; Mycosphaerellales; Teratosphaeriaceae. Gene Ontology annotation, molecular function: zinc ion binding; DNA binding; DNA-binding transcription factor activity, RNA polymerase II-specific.
ACAUCUUCUCACACUUCUUCUGCUGUAGACAGACUACAAUGACUUUCGAAGCACGCCGACGCAAUGGGAAAGAGGCCUCGUGCGAGCCGUGUCGAAAGGCCAAAGUCCGCUGUGAUCACGAACAGCCGGUAUGCGGAAGAUGUCGAAAACGUGCCCUGCAGUCCAAAUGCUUUUACCACCCGGCUCCCUUGACCAAGUGCAGAGAGUCCGAGGCAGCCACACCCGAUUCUCCUGCGUCGGAAAUCCGUGAGCAGCCUUCAACAUCCGGACCGAACUUGGAGCCUACACCCGGUGCGCCUGCUUUCGUCAAACUCGGCAGGCUUUCUCGGACGAGGAUGCUGAAUGGUGAGAAUGGUCACAGAGAGCGAAUGUUGAUGGUGACCGAGGCACUCACUCAUCUGCGAUAUUUUGGCCUGAUCCACAAGAUCGUUCUCGAAUACUUCUCCGUUGCUCAAGGAUCGACUUUCCCAACUGGACUACUUGUGCCUGCACUUGACGCGCUCACGGCGUUGGUCGAGCGCCACGGUCUUCACGACAUCUCCGCGUGCUCGAGUGGAAAAUUGGAAGAGUUGGCCGAGAGCAUCAUGCACGCAACUUCCACGCCCGUCAACAUUACGCCUUCCUUGCGAGCAGAUGAAUUCGUCGCCUUAAACACCACCCCGCAGUUCCGGCUGGAGUAUCUCGGCCUCAUCUUCGCCAUUGGAUGGCGUAUGGACCUACUUGGCCGCGCCCAGAGCGACACGGGGCGCAAAGAGUAUAUGCAAAGCACCUUUCGGAGCUGCUCCAUUUGUCUUCAAGUCGCCCGCGAGCUGACACCCGUCAAUGACGUGAUUCUGUGGCUCUCGAUGGAGACCAUGUUGCUCUGCACAAACAUCCACGGAGAUAUGGCCGAGCCUGUAUGGCACCUCCUCGGUGAUCUGUCUUCGGACAUUUACAACUUGGGUAUCCAUCACGAGGCGUCCAUCACCUCUGGAACGCCAUUCUUCCUCGCCGAAUGUCGCAGGAGGUGCUUUCUCAAAGCAUACCACCUGGAUGGGACGUUCUCGGCGCUUUUCAACCGUCCCCCGCGCAUCCUCCGACGCUACUCGGACUGCAAAAUGCCACUCAACUUGUCAGACGAAGAUAUCAUCGCCGACCCUGUCCAGCUGGAGCAAGCGUGUAGCAAGCUCACUCCCGAUGGCUGGGACGCCGAGGGCAGGUGCUUCCCCACCACCGCCGUCCGGCUGCGUUGCUUGACUGCCGAAAUUCGUGAGGAUGUAGCGGCGUACGAAGUCCGACCCAUGACACGCGAGAAUCUCGCCGAGCUACAGGCGCUGUCGCUUCGGAAUGGACAGAUCUGGCGCAGCCUUCCAUCGGAACUCACGUACACCUCGAAAAUCUUGGGUGACACUGACCUACGCUACUUGCCUACGGCGAUGGCCAUGAUGAACUCGCUCACGUUUCUGCACAACGACUUUCAGAUCUACCGGCUGAUGGAGAAGGGCGACCGCCAAGCGGCCGCAUCCUUGAUUGAGACCGCGAGCAGGAUCCUGCACAUCGUGUCGGAUCUCUCAAUCCUCCGGGUGAAGGCCCGGAAGUUUCUCUUCAACGACUCGUCUUUUGUGGCCAUGACCUUUGGAGUGCCGAGCGCAGCCGUCCUGGCCACCGCCGUGCAGAACAUCGCUCGUCAUGGCGUGCAUGCUCUCCCUCUCCCGCCAGGCAUGUCGCCUUCAUCCCUGAUACGCACCCUCGCGGGCUUUGUCUACGAGCUGCAGCACCUGUGCGACUCUUCCGAGGCAAACUACGAGGUCUGCCUCCAAGCCCACGCCACUGUCUCGAGCACACUGAACGAAGUUCUCGACGAACUCUGCAACUCUAUAGCUGCACCUGUCGUGUCAGAUGGUGGCGCUGCAAUCGGCGCACUGGAUGCCCUGCCUCUGGACGCACUCGAAGGAUUCGAUCUGUCGAGCUGGGCGCAAUGCAUCGACUGGACCGGGAUCGGGGCGGAUUGGAGCUACUUUUGAGUGCUGGCGAGCUGUCGGCAUUUCAUGACGGCGUACUUUCAUCCCUGCAUGAGGUUAACCGGUGCCGUGGUCCUUCUCGACUUCCGGGUCCCUGUUGCGCUUGUGUACUGUCGACACGGCUCUGCAACCCGCUCCUCGCUCGCCAGGUUGAGCUGUCUCGGGCCUCAUUCGCGUAUUGUCGCAAACAGCCAGCCCGCCGCAAUGCUUCAGGCAUGCUUAGUGGUUAUCGGAAGUGUGUGGCGACA